UCCUUCCUACCCCAACAACAAUGGUGAACGUUCCAAAAACUAAGAAGACAUACUGCAAGUCAAAGGAAUGCAAAAAGCACACGUUGCACAAAGUUACACAGUACAAGAAAGGAAAGGAUAGCCUUGCAGCUCAAGGGAAGCGUCGUUAUGACCGCAAGCAGUCUGGUUAUGGUGGGCAGACAAAACCCGUCUUCCACAAGAAGGCCAAGACCACCAAGAAGAUUGUGCUAAGGCUGCAAUGCCAGGGUUGCAAACAUGUGUCCCAACACCCAAUCAAGAGGUGCAAGCACUUCGAAAUUGGUGGAGAUAAGAAGGGCAAGGGAACUUCACUCUUUUAAGUUGCGAGAGAUGUUAUCGUUUAUCUUUGUUUCGUGCUGUCCUUUUUUUCAAAAUGAUGUUAGCUCAACAGAGUUUCGUUUGCUUGAUGAACAACUUAUGUCUGUUGCAAAAUACUGGUGUUUCGAGUUUUAAAUUUUGAAAAUAUCUGCUAUUUCUUUUCA
This is a messenger RNA of Capsicum annuum, 500 nucleotides long. Its product is annotated as 60S ribosomal protein L44. The record is from RefSeq and is a predicted model, not a curated record. Gene Ontology annotation, cellular component: cytosolic large ribosomal subunit; ribosome. Gene Ontology annotation, molecular function: structural constituent of ribosome. Lineage: Eukaryota; Viridiplantae; Streptophyta; Magnoliopsida; Solanales; Solanaceae. Gene Ontology annotation, biological process: translation.